CGCGCGCUCCCCGGCUCCCUCCCCGACUCCGCCGCACGCUGCAGCCGGCUGGAAGAUGGCGGGGACUGACUGCGGCGCGCUGCUGGACGACGAGCUGUCCUCCUUCUUCCUCAACUACUUCGCCGACGCGCAGAGUUGGGGUUCCGGCGAAGAGCAACUCUAUGCUGAUUUUCCAGAGCUUGACCUCUCCCAGCUGGAUGCCAGUGACUUAGACUCAGCCACCUGCUUUGGGGAGCCUCAGUGGUGCCCAGAAAACCCUGAGACAGAACCCAGCCCCUACAGCCCUGAUGACUUGGAACUUUUCCAGAUCAUUGGCAGCGAGAAUGAGGCCCUCCUGGCCGCAUUCACCAAGACCCUGGACGACAUCCCUGAAGAUGACAUGGGUCUGGCUGCCUUCCCGGCGCUGGAUGGUGGAGAUGUGCUGUCCCGUGCUUCAGCUUCACCUGCCCCAUCCUCUGCACCCCCCAGUCCCUCCCCCGAGGGGCCCCAGGCCCCCAACUCUGAGGUGGAUGAGCUCUCACUGCUGCAGAAGCUCCUCCUAGCUACAUCCUACCCUGCAUCAAGCUUGGAUACUCAGAAGGAAGGGCCCUCCUCGUGCCAGCCAGGCGUUCGGUCCAAGAGUCAUCGGUCUUGUGUCAAGGUGGAUGCCACCCAAGACAAGAGGGCCCCGCUGACACCGUCCCAGAGCCGGAGCUAUUCGGAACUGCAUAAGCACCUCGUCUCUGUGCCCCCUUGCCUCCAGGCCAGAGCACGUGCCCUGGACAGGCGCCUGCAGACUCCAGAACCCCUCAGUCCCCAUUUCCCUGACCAGGAUGAAGCAGAGCAGAGCAAGGACUGCCCAAGCCCCCAGCCAACCCAAGUCUCUCCCCAGGAAUCCCCUGCCCCGGGCCAGCUGGGCUCUAAUACCCCAAUUCCUCAGGAGGAUAUGCAGGCUGUGGUUCAGCUAAUCAGCUACAUGCACACUUACUGUCUCCCCCAGAGGAAAAUUCCCCCACAGGCCUCCAAACCAGCCCCUCAACCCUGUGGCAGCCCUCUCAGGCAGCCCCGAGCCCGCCCCAGCCCCCAGCACUCUUCCAAAUCCUCCUGGGCUGAGUUCUCCAUCCUGAGGGAACUUUUGGCUCAAGACCUCCUCUGUGAUGUCAGCAAACCCUACCGCCUGGCCACACCUGUCUAUGCCUCCCUCACGCCCAAGUCCUGCUCCCCCAAGGACAGCUCUGCCUCCCUCGACACCCCAUCCCAUGGGGACAAGGUGCAGAUGGCAGCCACGCCCCAAAGCGCAGGAUCCAAGCCCAGCCUGCGUCCACUGCGACUCAAUGUGAGGGGGUGGCUUAGCCGACCCACCAGGCUGCCCCUAAACGGAGAGGAUGAGGAAGAUGGAGAUGAAGAAAAAGAGGCAGAGGAAGAGGAGGAGAAUGAGGAAGACGAGGAGGAAGAAUGGGGCCGGAAAAGACCGGCUCGAAGCCUGCCAUGGACCAAGCUGGGGCAGAGACUGGACGGGGGCCUGUGUCCGGUGAGGCGCUCACGGAGACUGAACCCAGAGCUGGGGCCCUGGCGGAGCUUCACUGAGGAGACAGUGGGGCCCAAGCCCCAGGGAGCUCCGUCCUCCUUGCACCUGGAUCCCAAGGCCUAUGACAUGGACAGGGAAAUGACCAGCCCCGUGCACAAGGACAGUGUCCAGGACCAGCAGCUCCUGCAGGGACCCAAGAUCCCGACUCUGGAGAGCCCUUGUGAGAGCGGGUGUGGAGACACAGAUGAGGACCCCAGCUGCCUGCAGCUCCCUGGCAGAGACUCUCCCAGGUGCCUCAUGCUGGCCUUGUCACAAAGUGACCCUCCUUUUGGCAAGAAGAGCUUUGAGCAGACCUUGACUGUGGAGCUCAGUGGCACAGCAGGACUCACCCCACCCACCACGCCCCCAUACAAGCCCACAGAAGAGGACCCCUUCAAACCAGACAUCAAGCACAGCUCAGGCCAGGCCAAAGCUCCCAGCCUCAGCAGCUCAGAGGGUCUCCCACCCAUGCCCACGGCAGGGGGUGCCCACAGGUUGCCCAAGAAGCACCCUGAGCGGAACGAGCUGCUAUCACACUUGCAGCUCACUGGGACCCCCCCGGCCACCUCCCAAGCCGGCCAGAAGCGCCCCUUCUCCUGUUCCUUCGGAGACCAUGACUACUGCCAGGUGCUCAGGCCCGGCAGCACCCUACAGAGGAAGGUGCUGCGGUCCUGGGAGCCAUCAGGGCUCUCCCAGGAGGACUGGCCGCAGCAGGCUGCCCCGUGUGCCCAGACGCCAUCCACUGGCAGGAAGGAGGACAGUGUGCUGCUGAGGGACCAAGAGAUUCGCGCCAGACUCACCAAACACUUUGGGCUCCUGAAGAAUGCCCUGGAGGACGAGGACCUCGCCUCGUGCAAGAGCCCUGAGUACGACACUGUCUUCGAGGACAGCAGUAGCAGCAGUGGUGAGAGCAGCUUUCUCCUGGAGGAGGACGGGGAGGAGGACAAUGAAGACGAGGACUCAGGGGUCAGCCCCCCUUGCUCUGACCACUGCCCCUACCAGAGCCCCCCAAGCAAGGCUGCUCGGGCCCCGUGUUCCCGCAGCCGUUCCAGCUCUGGCUCCUCCUGCCGCUCCCGCUCACCAGCCUCCCGGCGAACUUUCAGAUGUGGAAGUAGAGGGUCCUGCUCUGAUAGACUGCCAAGCUCCCGACAUGCCACAAAGAGGCGUGAAAAGGCCACUGGUGAAGGUCGCGUGGUGUACAUUCGAAACCUCUCCAGCGACAUGAGCUCCCGUGAGCUGAAAAGGCGCUUCGAAGUGUUUGGUGAAAUUGUAGAGUGCCAGGUGCUGACUAGGAACAAGAGGGGCGAGAAGUAUGGUUUCAUCACCUACCGGUGUUCAGAACAUGCGGCCCUCUCUCUGAAGAACGGCGCUGCCCUGAGAAAGCGGAAUGAACCCUCUUUUCAGCUGAGUUAUGGGGGGCUCCAGCACUUCUGCUGGCCUCGGUACACUGACUAUGAUUCCAAUUCAGAAGAGGUCCUUCCUGCGUCGAUGAAAACCAAGUAUGAAGCCAUGGAUUUUGACAGCUUACUGAAGGAAGCCCAGCAGAGCCUGCAUUGAUAACAGCCUUAACUUUCGAGGAAUACCUCAAUACCUCAGACAAGGCCCUUCCAAUAUGUUUACGUUUUCAAAGAAAUUAAGUCUAUGAGAAGGAACGAGCGAGUGCAUGAGAGAACACAUGAGAGCGCGAGAGAACGAGAGUGAGAGACUUGAAACUGCUGUCCUUUUCAAAUGAAUCAAUGUUUACAUUGAACAAAGCUGCUUCUGUCUGUGAGUUUCCAUGGUGUGACGACCUGCUGCCACCUUAGAGUCCUUGCUUCCGCCCUGGCUGUCCACACCCACGACCCCAGAGACAUGCAGCUGUGUUCACCGUAACAUUUCUUGUCUGUAGUGUGUGAUGAUGAAAUUGUUACUCGUGAAUAGAAUCAGGAUUAUAAACUCAUUUUUAAUUGAAGAAAAAAAUGCAUAUUCUUAAAAUAAUGUAUUUAUAGCUCAGAUGUACUGGGCCUGGGAUUAUUGUAUUGCUUCCUUGAUUUUUUAACUAUGCACUGUUGUGAGGUGUUUGCCAUUGAGCUGCCCUGCUCCCUUUGUCAGUUUGUCCUGGAGGUGCUAGGUGGGCCCCAGAGAAGCUCAGCCAAUAGCCAGUUCCAGGAGCAGAGGGAGAAGUUCCUAGGCCAUUUCUGUUGAGCCCUGCCCUAUCUCAUUCUGAGCCAUUUGGGUCCAGUCACCAUCAGAGUCCUCACUAUAUUUCCACCUUGUGCUUGGAGCAUGUGCCUGGCAGUCUUCCCUCUGUACUGCUCUCCUGUCAUGCAUGAUCAUAUGCAGGUGCCUCCCCAGGGCCAGCCCAGCCUCCACCCCUGACUGGCUAGCCCCAGGGUCUCACAGGCUGAACGUAGGGGUAAAGAGUUAAGUUCAACUGACUUAGUCAACAAGCUAGACACCUUUAGGCUCAUUAAGGGUAGGCAAAGGCUAGCUUGCCCACUUUUGGCAAGUUCAGGUUUUGUGUGCCUUGAUCCAAAGAAUAUUCACUUGUGAACAUGCCAGUGACACCUGCUGGAGUGACACAUAGGUGGUCUGGGAGUUAUUACCCACUUGGGGCCAUUCCUCAACCCAGUUUCUUCCUGUCCUCUUCUAUCCCCCCUUGUAAAGUCAUUUUGGUGGUGUGGAAAAGGGAAGCCUAGGGCUUGGGGACCCAGGGGUGGAUAGGACCUUCUCAAGCUCUUUUGCAAUGUGAGAAAUAUUUUGGGGGGCUUCCCCUGUCACUGGGUCUUGUUUCUCUAAGGCAUUCUAGGUCCAUGGUCCCACCGAGUCCAGGGUGAGGCAUUUCUGUUUCUUCAAACAUAGCAGUUGACCUAACCUCUUCCAGACAUCAGUGUUCGGAGAAAAACUUUUGUUUCAAAAAGGCGGAAAAGAGAAAAGGUCCUGCUGCAUAAAAAAAAGUUCGAAAUGAACUCAUUGAACAAACUCAUUUAAUCCAUGAUGAAUGUCAAGCCUGGCUCCUUUAGAAUCGCAACUGAUUGUUGGUUUUGUUUGUUUAAGGAUUGCGAAAUCCUUAAAUAGUUCAACUGAGCUGGUGAGCUAGCCCAGCAUGGACUCACACUUCCAGCCCAUGGAGGAGAUGGGAGAUAGAUAGGUCUGGGUUAGAAUGGGAAAUUUAAUCUCCUGUGUGUCAAGUCCCUUGACCACUCUGGUUCCAGGAUUUUUUUUUUUUCUGUGAAGUGGACUGAGAGAGUAAUUAAACAAGAUGGUCUCUAAGGUCCCUGCUAGAUGACAGUUAACCUGAUGCAUACACACACCCCACUACCCCCAUAUCUUUAACCACUGGCAGACGUAACUAAUCAGCCUUGCAUUGGUACUCUUUAAACCUGCUACUAGGAGACUCAGCACAGUCCUUGAGGCAGCCAGAAUAAAUCAGAUUUGGCAUGUUUGAGAUCUAGUCAAUCUUCGAAUGAUUUCUCUGCACAUAACCAUGUGGUGGCUGGGGUUCAUUAUAAGAAGGUUCAUGUUGACCCAACCCUGCCCAUCCUGCUCUGAGUAAAUCCCUUAAGCCAUUUCUUAGCACUGGAUUUCCAGGACCUCCAUAACACAUAGUGCCAGCUGGGGUGGGGCAAGUGGAUGGAUCAGCAGCCACGAACAAUUGGGGAAGGCAGGGACCAAAUAAACAAAGGACUUUCUGUAGCACAGACCCAAACAUUCUAUAUUUUAUAGCUAUUCACUGCCUAGCACAGAGUAGGCACACAACAUACAGCUAUGGGGUACAAGGGAUAGGAGUGAAAUCUGUCUGCUGUCACCUCCUAUGUCCUUUCUAGUGCCAGGGAGUAAGAUUGCAUCCUGCAGAAGUCUAGUUCAGUUUCCAGAUAUCAGGGAUGAAUGCUGGCCCCACCAGGAACUUCCCCUGGUGACCUAGAUAAGCCCCACCCUCCCUGGCAGAUUCCUGACGGGGACCCUAAGAGUCCUUAAUGGUACCAAGAUGGAGGCACUGCUGUGGGUUGGUGGAGCCUGAGAAUUAAGUACAGGUUUGAAAUGAAGGGUCAGUUUCUCAUUUUUUUCUCCCGUGCUCCUGGAUCAUCUAAAGCUGCCCUUCCUUUCAGAUUCCCCAAGGACACUUGACAUGACUUAGAUCUUGGCCCUUGGACUGAACAGAGAACCAAGCUUCGUGUUGGAAUCUGAGGAGCUGCUGGGCUGGGUUGGGCUGGGCACUUCUGAUGCGAGAGGGUACCUUUCACUG
Suncus etruscus (white-toothed pygmy shrew) is the source of this 5771-nucleotide messenger RNA. It is a transcript of the gene PPARGC1B, whose product is annotated as PPARG coactivator 1 beta. The transcript is spliced from 12 exons. The record is from RefSeq and is a predicted model, not a curated record. Bases 56 to 3103 code for a protein of 1015 amino acids. Gene Ontology annotation, biological process: positive regulation of transcription by RNA polymerase II. Gene Ontology annotation, cellular component: nucleus. Gene Ontology annotation, molecular function: transcription factor binding; RNA binding. NCBI's taxonomy places the organism in Eukaryota, Metazoa, Chordata, Mammalia, Eulipotyphla, Soricidae.